AUGAAUGAUCCUCUCGCUUUUCCAUGGGCACUGAUAUGUUCCGUACCCGACAAAAAUUCUAUCCCUUCAUUGCGUGAAUUUACUCUAUGGCUCACAAGGAUAUUACAAGAGAAAGCAGUGCAAUAUGGAUGUAGCCAUCGUUUCGAUAAAGAGCCGAAAGCUGUGUAUUAUACAACUCCUGGAAAUGAGAAGGAAGUUAGGACGACAUAUAGCAUUGUUCAUAGUGAUCAUCCUGAAGUCAUAGUUGUCUUUCAUAUCUUACCGGCACCAAAUUCAAAUGAGUAUAAAUUAAUGAAAGAAUUAGCUGACGAAUAUGAUCUGAUACGACAAGGAAUACUAUUGGAGAAUGCUAUGACUUAUUUUGAAGAAUGUGAUAUUAAAGAAGUACUUGGCAAUAUGCUUCAAUGGUUUAAUCGUCGUAUUUCACAACUUGUCGCUUUGGAAAAAAAGGCUUGUACAAAAUUCAGCCUACAAAUUGGCGAAAGAGGAAAGCAUGCAACGAACAUAAUUUCCUUUCCAAUGAGUAAUGUCACUGCUGCAGUGGAAAAAGUCCUCCAUGGUAAAGACCAUGAUAUAUCUCAAAAUGUCAAUGGUACUUGUGUCAUUUUCUGGAAGUUGUUUUCAGUGAAAGCAAGCGUUGAAGUUUUUGGUUAUCCAGCAAGUUUUAACGAAUUCGAAAUCGCCAAUAUUUUCAAUAAUUUCCGAGUCAUCAAAGUAGUGAAGAAUUUAAAUGACGGUGCAGUAGUGGAAUUUGUAAAUGAAUUUCAUGCAGUUCAAGCUGCUGUUGAGUAUGAUCGAAGUUGGAUUGAUUCCGUACAUUUAUUGGCGGUGACGCCCAUUCAUCCAGAAAUAAUCAAAGAAGUGGAAAGAGCGCUACGUGAUGAACAUAUUUCUUGUCAAUCACCAGUUCUACUUCUCUUCAAGAAGGCUAACCUGUGCAAGCGCUAA
Brugia malayi is the source of this 948-nucleotide messenger RNA. RefSeq lists its product as uncharacterized. Gene Ontology annotation, molecular function: nucleic acid binding. The transcript has 5 exons. The coding region runs from base 1 to 948 and encodes 315 amino acids. Lineage: Eukaryota; Metazoa; Nematoda; Chromadorea; Rhabditida; Onchocercidae. The record is from RefSeq and is a predicted model, not a curated record.